GGUCCCAACCCCCAAUCGAGUGUUUACAAAAAUUAACAUUUUUCUGAUAAGCAAGUAGCACACGCUGGAGACAGAUAUAACGAAAUGCUAUAAACGCUUGGCAGGCACGUUUACUGAGCGCCCACCCACGUAGCUAGAAUAUUCCAUUCGCUUUGCUUGGAUUCACAGGCAUACACAAAAAGUUUCGAUUCGCAACAGCAGGAGGACGGCCCUACUGGCCUCGUAAUAGUAAUCAGAAUGUUUGCGACGCUGAAAAACCGAAUCAAGGAGGAGACCGGCGAAGAUGUGUCUACGUCGGCAUCUCAGCCGCAGCAGCAGCGCUAUGCUAACAACAAUAAUUAUCGGCUACGGAGUCGCCGAGUUAGCAUUAAUUCCAACUCGGCUGAUGAUGUGGGCGGUGGCAUGAUCUACAACGAGUCUGAACAACUGUGCCAGUUGCGGAGUCAGUGCAAUGAGCUCACCACCAAAGUGUCCAGUCUCAGCCAGAGCCUGCUGCAGCUGCAGGAGGAAAAGUUACGCGUGGACAAGACCAACGAGAUCCUAUUGGAGAGCGUGAAGGUGGCUCAAAUGCAGAAGGAUAUGUACUGCGAGGAGCAGGAGAAGAUUCAAAAUCUACAGCAAGUGGAGAUAGACAAGCUGAAAAAUCUGCUCAGCUUCCGCGAGCAGGAAGCCGUGGAUCGAAUGGGCUCGAUGCGUCAGCAUAGUCAGCAAAUUGAGAAUCUGGCCGAGGAGCUGGAACGCCUGCGACCGAUUGAAUCAGUUGCCGAAGACUUGCGCGACGAGCUGCAGCGCCUGCGACAUGCGACGCAGCAGGAAAAGAAUCUUCUGACCACCACGCUGGCGACUGUGCAGGAGGAGAACAGGAAUCUAAAGCUGCGCAUGAAUAUAGUAGAGGAGUCUCGACUGGAAUCCCUCACCAAGCUCAGUCCAGAGCAGCAGGUGCAGGCGCUCAUACGAGAGCACAAACUGCUCGAGCAGCAUCUGGAGGAAGCCCACCUGCAGCUGUCCGAUAUCAAGGGUUCCUGGAGUGGGCAAAACUUGGCGCUGGAAACGCAAGUUAGUCGACUAUCAAAGCAGGUGGCAGAGGAAACGACUGAGAAGCGUAAGGCGCUCAAGGCACGGGAUGAUGCCAUAGAGACACGCAAGCAAGUGGCAUUUGAGCUGGAGAAAGCCAUCGAUGAAGUAAAACAACGAGACGAUAAGGUUAGGCUACUGGAGGAGGAGAUCGAUGAGCUGAAUCUGGCUCUAAAGGAAUGUAGAGAGGAGAACGAGCAGCAAAUCAUCUUUGAGCGAAACAAAUCUCAAACUCUGGAAGCAGAGGUUAAAGAUCUCAAGACACGUCUCGGGGCGGCCGACGACAGAUUUGGCGAGUAUGCCAGCAAUGCCGAGCAGGUGGCAAGGAAGCUGCGAACCCAACUGAGCGAAAAGCAAGACCAACUCGAGGAGACCCUGAUCCAAUUGGAAGUCGAACGCGAGGAGAAAAUGACUUCAAUACUUCGAAAUGCGGAGAUCUCUCAAAGCGAAGACAUACUACGGCAGCAGCUGCGCCUCGAGCGUAGCGAAGCGGUCGACUUGCAGGAUAGAAAUAAGCAGCUUGAAAAUGACAUGUGCGAGUCCCGGAAAGCCCUGCAGCAGGUCAGCAGUGCGGCACAGGAAAAUAUACAGAAGCUAGCAGAAUAUGAACAGGUGCAGCUGGAGAUCAUGGAGAAAAAUAAGACAAUAAAGACGCUGAACCAGCGUUUGGUAGACCUGAAAAAGACCCUGCAAAAGGAAUUCCGUAGUUCGCAAAUCUCCUCAGAGAGUGAUUCCCAUCAUCAAGUGAUCACUCCCUAUAGGAACCACACAACAGCGCUCGAGUCGCUCGCAGGCGGUGACAAAGCCAACUGCAUCAUAAUGGACGAGGUCAAUUUCCAAUAUCUAAAGCAUGUCAUUGUGAAGUUCUUAACAAGUCGAGAGGUCGAAGCCCGUCACCUCAUCCGUGCCGUUUCCACAUUACUGCAGCUGACAUCUGAGGAGGAGAAACUGUUGCACGACACAUUAAACUGGAAAAUGAGUUGGUUUGGCAUGAAACCUGCUUAAAACACCUACCCAGAACCCAUUGCCCCUCGCAAUAUUUCACAUUUCUACUUGUGUCCUAGUCUGUAGUCAAAUUCAUAUUGUUCAUGCAUAUGUACAAAUUGCAUACGCCGCACCCACACUGUGUUAUUUUGUUCCGUCAACAAGCAUUCCUUUUUGUUAUAUAGUAUUAUUCAUUUCUACCGUUGUGAUUUUUAUAAAUAAAAAACUUUUGUGUAAAC
Messenger RNA from Drosophila subobscura, 2297 nucleotides. It is a transcript of the gene Golgin97, whose product is annotated as golgin subfamily A member 1. The record is from RefSeq and is a predicted model, not a curated record. The transcript is spliced from 6 exons. Bases 238 to 2079 code for a protein of 613 amino acids. NCBI's taxonomy places the organism in Eukaryota, Metazoa, Arthropoda, Insecta, Diptera, Drosophilidae. Gene Ontology annotation, cellular component: Golgi apparatus.